AUGACAGUGGCCUUGGCUUUCGAAAGCGAUGAUGGCUCGCGUGCCAUCGAGAUGCAGGUGCAAGUACAGGAAACUGACGUUGUGCGUGGAAAAGACUGCGACCUCUACACUUAUUAUGAUAUUGCUCGCACGGUAAAGCAGAUUCAAAUCGGUGGUUAUAAGAAAAUUGCGCUACAGUUUCCAGAUUCGCUUCUUCCGGAUGCACCGCAGGUGCAGCAGGAGCUAAAGAACGAUUUGAAUGGACAGUGGGAGCGUAUUUUCGUACUUGGCGAUACCUCGUAUGGCAGUUGCUGCGUGGAUGAGGUUGCUGCACAACACCUUGAGGCCGACUGCAUUGUACACUACGGGCGCACAUGCCUGAGCGCAACGACCAAAAUUCCAGUAGUUUACGUUUUUGGCAAUGCUGUAAUCGAUGUUAAUGAUUGUGUACAGCAGCUGUGCGACCACAUUGCUCAAAUAGAUGCAACAAAGACACUUGUUUUGUUGUAUGAAGCUCGCUAUCACCAUGCUAGCAGCAACAUCUUCAACAGUUUGAAAGAGAAAUUCGUCGAACGAAAAUUAGUCAUUGGAUUUAUGAAGACAUUCUACGAUCCUACAGCAGUGCAAAAUGCUGCACCAAAGUCUAGCGAAAGCUCAUCCUUAGUGCUUACAAUUGGUGGGCAGGAAAUUGUGUUGGAUGCGGAAAAUGCUGAAAUUUCCCCACAAACUUUAGCAUUUCUCUACGUGGGAGCAGAAUCGGCACACCUCACCAGCAUUUUGAUGCGCUACAGCACGAUAGACUGCUUCUCGUACUCUCCGGAAACGACGUCUAGCCGCAAGGAAGGCGCCAGUGUCAACCGUGCACUCAUGAGACGGUUUUAUCUCAUCCAACAAGCCAAAGAAGCACAAGUUUUCGGUAUUUUAAUGGGCACUCUUGGUGUCAGUAAGUAUCUCGACGUGGUGCAUGGGCUCCAGAAGCUGAUCAAAAUGAGAGGGCGAAAAUCGUAUCUCUUCGUAGUAGGAAAGGUGAAUGUGCCUAAACUCGCAAACUACGCUGAAAUCGAUGCUUUUGUACUCGUAGCGUGCCAACAGAAUACUCUUAUGGAUAGUAAGGAGUACUAUAAGCCUAUCGUGACACCACAUGAGCUUCAAGUUGCUUUAUCACCAUCCGAGGAGUGGAGUGGAGAGACUAAAACCGAUUUUAAUGAGGUCAUACCUGCGUUGAAUAAGUCUAUUCAUAGCGUGGAGCAAGCGACAAUCGAUGAUGAGGAUAAUGACAAGCCAUUCUUCUCUCUUUUGUCAGGGUCAUACACAACAGCUACGCACUCGACGGUCAACUACAGCGAAACAACAUGUGCUCUUACCAUGUCUAGAGAGCCUGAAGCACUGCAAGUAAAAAAUGAGCGAACAGAGCUUACAACAUACCACAGUGUGGCUGCAAAUUAUCUUGCUUCGAGAGCGUACCAAGGAUUGGAUCCACGUAUUGGCAAGACAUCUGCACACGCUGCUGUAAAUGGUAGCACCGGCAUCGCGCGAAGUUACAACCACGAGACUAGAUAG
Molecule: messenger RNA, 1539 nt
Organism: Plasmopara halstedii
Lineage: Eukaryota; Oomycota; Peronosporomycetes; Peronosporales; Peronosporaceae
Product: diphthamide biosynthesis protein 2
Exons: 3
Coding region: 1-1539 (512 amino acids)
Biological process (GO): protein histidyl modification to diphthamide
Molecular function (GO): 2-(3-amino-3-carboxypropyl)histidine synthase activity
Source: RefSeq, a predicted model, not a curated record